This is a messenger RNA of Pieris macdunnoughi, 2790 nucleotides long. Lineage: Eukaryota; Metazoa; Arthropoda; Insecta; Lepidoptera; Pieridae. The record is from the annotation of a GenBank genome assembly.
AUGUCGGUGCCUCCACAAGCAUUUGUAAAUAAAAAUAAAAAACACUUUCUCGGUAUUCCAGCACCUCUUGGAUAUGUAGCAGGUGUUGGUAGAGGUGCUACCGGGUUUACUACUCGAUCUGAUAUUGGGCCAGCCAGGGAUGCCAAUGAUGUCUCUGAUGACCGCCAUGCUCCACCAGCAGCAAAGAGAAAAAAAACUGAUGAAGAAGACGACGAUGAAGACUUGAAUGAUUCCAAUUAUGAUGAGUUUUCUGGAUACAGUGGAUCUUUAUUUUCCAAGGAUCCCUAUGACAAAGAUGAUGCUGAAGCUGAUGCUAUUUAUGAAUCAAUUGAUAAACGAAUGGAUGAGAAAAGAAAGGAAUACAGAGAGAAACGUCUUAAAGAGGACCUGGAAAGAUAUCGUCAAGAGAGGCCCAAAAUACAGCAGCAGUUUUCGGAUCUUAAAAGAGAAUUAAAGAUGGUAUCUGAAGAUGAAUGGUCAGCUAUACCAGAAGUGGGUGAUGCACGAAACAGAAAGCAAAGGAAUCCGAGAGCUGAGAAGUUUACACCAUUACCAGAUAGUGUUCUGUCACGGAAUCUUGGUGGAGAGUCAACGUCAUCUAUUGAUCCAACAUCUGGAUUGGCAUCCAUGAUGCCUGGACUGGCAACACCUGGAAUGUUAACACCUUCUGGUGACCUGGAUCUUAGAAAAAUAGGUCAAGCCCGAAACACUCUCAUGACAGUGAAGCUGUCACAAGCAUCAGAUUCUGUCACUGGACAGACUGUAGUUGAUCCAAAAGGCUAUUUGACUGACCUACAAUCCAUGAUACCGACUUAUGGAGGAGAUAUUAAUGAUAUAAAGAAAGCCAGGCUCUUGUUGAAAUCAGUUAGAGAAACAAAUCCUAAUCACCCACCGGCUUGGAUUGCUAGUGCUAGAUUGGAAGAAGUUACAGGAAAGAUCCAAGCGGCUCGUAACCUUAUAAUGAAGGGUUGCGAAGUUAAUCCCAGUAGUGAAGAGUUGUGGUUGGAAGCCGCCCGUUUACAACCCCGGGACACAGCCCGGGCCGUUAUUGCGCAUGCGGCGCGUAAUUUACCACACAGUGUUAGAGUUUGGGUCAAAGCUGCCGAUUUGGAACAGGAGCCUAAGGCAAAACGUCGUGUAUUCCGCAAAGCGUUAGAACACAUACCAAACUCCGUACGUCUUUGGAAAGCGGCCGUUGAACUGGAGAAUCCAGAAGACGCUCGCAUUUUAUUAUCGAGAGCAGUGGAAUGUUGUCCCACAAGUGUCGAGUUAUGGCUCGCAUUGGCUAGAUUGGAAACAUAUGAGAAUGCAAGGAAAGUACUCAAUAAAGCCCGGGAAAAUAUACCAACGGAUAGACAGAUUUGGGUCACCGCUGCUAAGCUGGAAGAAGCGCAUGGUAACACACAUAUGGUGGAGAAAAUCAUAGAUCGUGCGAUUUCGUCCCUAAGCGCUAACGGAGUUGAGAUCAACCGCGAACACUGGUUCAAGGAGGCCAUGGAAGCCGAAAAAUCUGGCGCAGUUAAUACUUGUCAGGCAAUUAUUCGGGCGGUAAUCGGACAUGGGAUUGACCCAGAAGAUCAAAAGCACACAUGGAUGGAGGACGCUGAAGCGUGCGCAAACGAAAAUGCAUAUGAGUGCGCACGAGCUGUUUACGGGUACGCGUUAUCGGUAUUCCCGUCUAAGAAGUCAAUAUGGCUUCGAGCAGCGUACUUAGAAAAGCAGCAUGGAAGCCGAUCAAGCCUCGAGGCUUUGCUGCAGAGGGCCGUGGCCCAUUGCCCCAAGUCUGAAGUGCUUUGGCUCAUGGGGGCCAAGUCUAAGUGGUUGGCUGGUGACGUUCCAGCUGCAAGAGGUAUCCUAUCUUUAGCUUUCCAAGCCAAUCCUAAUUCAGAAGAGAUCUGGUUGGCCGCGGUGAAGUUGGAGAGUGAGAACAAAGAGUAUGAUAGAGCGAGACGGCUGCUUGCUAAGGCUAGGGCAUCUGCACCUACACCUAGGGUUAUGAUAAAAUCAGCGAAACUGGAAUGGGCUCUUAACAAUUGCGAUGAGGCAUUAAAGCUAUUGGAUGAAGCCAUAAAGGUGUUCAGUGAUUACGCUAAGUUGCACAUGAUGAAGGGGCAGAUUGAGGAGCAGCUCGGACGCGAUGAUGACGCCCAUAACACUUAUACGCAGGGGUUGAAGAAAUGUGCGACGUCCGUUCCUAUGUGGAUUUUAUUAUCAAGACUAGAAGAAAAACUCAAACACGUCACCAAAGCGAGGUCUGUACUCGAAAAGGCGAGAUUAAGGAAUCCAAAGAAUGCGGAAUUAUGGUUAGAAAGUGUAAGGCUGGAACGUCGCAAUGGAAGCGCGGAGAUAGGGAACGCCGUGAUGGCGAAAGCAUUACAGGAGUGCGGAAAUGCUGGACGGCUUUGGGCUGAAGCGAUAUUCAUGGAGUCAAGACCGCAGCGGAAAACCAAAAGUGUGGAUGCGUUAAAGAAAUGCGAACACGACGCGCACGUACUUCUCGCCGUGUCGCAACUCUUUUGGACGGAACGGAAACUUAACAAGUGUCGAGAGUGGUUUAAUAGAACGGUAAAAAUUGACCCGGAUUUGGGUGACGCAUGGGCGUUUUAUUACAAAUUCGAACUCCUUCACGGUAAUGAACAGCAACAGGAAGAUGUCAAAAAUCGAUGUAAGACAGCUGAGCCUCACCACGGUGAAUAUUGGUGUCAAGUGUCAAAAGAAAUAGCUAAUUGGUGCUUUAGUACUGAACAAAUAUUAUUAUUAGUCGCUAAGAAUUUACCUGUACCAACGUAA